UUUUGAUUAUAUAUACUUAAAAAAUAAAAAAAAAUUAUAAAACCCAUUGACCAUCCAUGAUGACUAUUCGCCUUUCUUCCGUGGAUACUUUUCGUUCUUCUGAUCAUGGAAGCUAAUGCAUUCCAAGCUAAAGCUGAAAAUACAAAGGUUGAAGCUCAGUCGGAGAAUGGUUCUUCAUCUGGGCAGUUCACAUGGGAAAUUGAUAAUUUUUCUAAACUUAAUGUGAAGGGGAUAUAUUCGGAUACAUUCCAUGUAGGAGGCUACAAAUGGAGGAUUCUAGUUUUUCCUAAAGGGAACAACGUGGAACAUUUAUCAGUAUAUCUAGCUGUUGCUGAUUCAGUAACUUUGUCUCAUGGGUGGAGUAUAUAUGCCAUGUUUAGCUUAUCUGUUAUCAACCAACUUGAUCAUAGAAACACAGUUACAAGAGAAUUGGAACAUGAGUUUAAAGCAGGUGAGAAGAACUGGGGUAUCCCAUCAUUUCUUGCUCUUGGGGAACUACAUGACCCUAACAAAGGUUUUCUUGUGAACGACUCUUGCAUAGUUAAAGCAGAGGUAACAUUGAAGAAAGAGGAAGAUGAAAAGGAGCUAGAGAUAGAGGAAAAGGAAGACCCUAUUGAAUCUCAGCCAGAACCUAAGUCUCUUGAUUCACAAACUAUCAUUCCAGAUGCUCAUCUAAGUAAUCUCCGUACAACACCAGAGAAUCUCAUUCCUGAGCAAAUAACACAAGUGGCAAUUCCCUCGAAAGUUAAUGGAGAAAAUCUUGUGGAGAAAACAAGCACUUCUCAUGCUCAAGCCAUUACUGCUGCUACUCUCUUAAUUGAAUCCUUACAACAGAAUCAACAGGUUGCUCUUAUAACCAAGGAUGUGCAGGAAGAAGCUAAAACGACAACCAUCCCAUCGUCCCCGCCUAUUGUUGAUUCACCAUCUGUUCAGCUUGCUCAGCAGCCAACUCUUGUAGAGGCUGAAAUAAGUCCCUCUUAUUUGUCUGAAUUAGAUGCCUUAUUUGGAGACAUUCAAAAUCUAUUAGGAGUAAAGAAUUCCAACUCAAACACAUUGAGCAGCUCCACCCCUCCUCCUAGCAAAGAGGAGAUUUCCCAUGCAAAAAACGUUUUCAAAGAAUGCCUUAAUAUGAAGCUUGCCAAUAUCAUCAAAGAAGGUCGAGAAAUUGAGCUCAAGAAUUCACUUUCCAUCAUGAUUACUGGCAAUGCGUGUCCUAAUCACAUGGUAAGUUUUACAACCAAGUUUAUAGACAACUUUGAGCAAUACGCAGGUGCGCGGCAAGACUUGAGGGAGGUUCAAGAUAAGGAAAAAUCAAUAGAUGAACUGGAGACCACCGCGAAGCAAUUUGCUUCUGAGUUCACGACUCUAAGGAAUCAAGCUGAGACUGUUGAUCAAGAUAUUGCUGAACUAGAGAGACAGUUGAGCGAAAAGAAGGCAAAUAAGGUUUUGCUUAGAAAGAGUUUUGAAGAUUUAGCCGAUCGAGCAGCUACUUCAAAACAAGCAUUGAUCGAUGCUCAUGAGGUCAUGUCGUUGUUGAGAAUCAAGAAGAAACAAGCAGAGAAGAUGGUUACUGAAAUGGAAUGUUCAUGGGAGUUUUUAAAGACUACAAUUCCCUGAUUCUGAAGCCAACUACCUCAAAUUGUCAACUCAGCUAAAUAAUUAUAAUUAUUCAUUGAUUGUGCUUGUCCUAGGUAGCAUAGUCUAAUGGUGGUAGGUAGUUCACCUCAUAAAUUGACUGAUAUAAUGGGGUUGGCUGGCCUCUAUCUAUGCUAUGCUCUUCUUUGUUUUGCUUAGUGAUCUCAAAAGGCUAGAUCUUGAGGCUCCCUCAAUUUUAAAGUCUCUGCAUAAUUAAUGGUGUCCAAAUUCCGUGGUAUAAAA
This is a messenger RNA of Cannabis sativa, 1878 nucleotides long. Its product is annotated as MATH domain and coiled-coil domain-containing protein At3g58360-like. Gene Ontology annotation, molecular function: protein binding. The coding region runs from base 106 to 1617 and encodes 503 amino acids. The transcript is spliced from 7 exons. The record is from RefSeq and is a predicted model, not a curated record. NCBI's taxonomy places the organism in Eukaryota, Viridiplantae, Streptophyta, Magnoliopsida, Rosales, Cannabaceae.